This is a messenger RNA of Protopolystoma xenopodis, 669 nucleotides long. Lineage: Eukaryota; Metazoa; Platyhelminthes; Monogenea; Polystomatidea; Polystomatidae. The record is from the annotation of a GenBank genome assembly.
AUGUUCCUAUCAAUUUACUUUGCAGAUCAUAGCCCUAAUGGUCUUAGUCUUUCGGGCUUUCCAUCGCCGACAAACGGUUUACCGACCUCCGUCAGUCCUUCUUCUCCUCUCCCUAGUGGAGGCAUUUGCAUGCCAGGCCACGCCAGUCCUCUGGCGUCCGGACUAGGUAUAAUUUCUGGCUCGGUCACUGUCACAACUGCAUCAACUGGUAAUUGCGUCGUCAGCACUGCUGGAAAUAUUUCGCAAGUGGGCCAGGGAGCGGUGUCGACCGCGACAGCUUCUGGCUCUGUUUCAUCGAGUACCAACAACUCCAGUCCCUCGAAUUCUAGUUUUCUGCGCACUGUGCCUUGUCCACACAAGGGCUGUGGCAAGCUUUUUCGUGACAACUCAGCUAUGCGUAAACAUUUGCAUACUCAUGGUCCGCGAGUUCACGUCUGUGCGGAAUGCGGCAAAGCAUUUGUUGAAUCAAGCAAGUUGAAGCGGCACCAACUUGUGCACACGGGAGAGAAACCUUUCGAAUGCACAUUUGAGAUACUACUUUUCCAACAGUGCCUUAAGAUACCUAUUCCUCUGCGCUUCAUUUUGUGUACAAAUCUGACUUGCUGGAGCUCCGAGGUCAGUUAUGCCACGGCACGAGGGCCAAUCGUCUUAGAUUUACCACAAGUGUAA